This is a messenger RNA of Neospora caninum, 4008 nucleotides long. RefSeq names its product tsp1 domain-containing protein TSP12 (Precursor),related. The transcript has a single exon. Lineage: Eukaryota; Apicomplexa; Conoidasida; Eucoccidiorida; Sarcocystidae. The coding region runs from base 1 to 4008 and encodes 1335 amino acids. The record is from RefSeq and is a predicted model, not a curated record.
AUGUUGAGAGCUGCGUCGUUCUCAGGCAACGAUGCAGGUGCCUUUCACGUCCCCCAUGUAACCGGAGGCAGAGCACUGCCACUUUCUUUGAGCAAAGACGAAUACCUGACACAACACAAUUUUUUUCCCCCAGCACAUGACGAAGAACGCGACGCCGUCUCUUCACAACGGAGGGAUGUUCGUCGUGGGGUGGAUGUUCAGCUGCACAAGCAUAAUGGUGCCUCAGCCAUUAAUCCACACGGAGAUGAGGCAGAUGUCCCCUUGGAGCAGCUAAUGAAUGACCUUGGAGUAGGUGAAGGCGACGUAGAGCACAUGGCACCAAGCUGGCAUGAGACGUCCCACCGUCGCUCGGCUGUCGACCUUACGAUGAUGAAUGCGUUUGGCUUUUCGGAGUUGGACGCAACCAAAUCGUCAGCCUCACUUAAUGAAUCCGUGCAGUCUCCUACAACAAAACUGCAUCCAUCAAACUUGAAAUCUAGGGAGCAACGGGUUAUGGAUCUGCUCGAACAGCUUGAGACUUUAACGCGACAGACGCCAGUUGAGGGGGAAGACGACCAGUUUGUCGACUUUUCGUUUGAGCCGGAGUCGGUAACAGCAAACGACUUUAGCACGUCUUCCUCGACAGAAAGCGAUAACGAUGCGUCGCAGCUCUUUGGUGGCCUUCAUUCAAAACCAACGGCUUCCCUGUUCCACGGCACCGAGGCAGGCAUUUCAAUGACGGACGUGACAGGACACAACGCUUCCCCAGCUCCCGCCGAGGAAGAACAGACAGCAGGACAGGGCGAUGGAGGCAAAUUCUCGAGGACACAGCUCAUGGAACCUUCAGGCGCCACCGAAGCAAAUGAGUCGGAUUCGCCACAUGAUGUUUCGGAAGUGGCAGAGACGCCGGCGGAAGCUGGAACAGACGACCCGACUGGAAACAACCCACCUUCACCGGAAUCUGACUCAGGCAAUACCGCAACACAGGAAGCAUUCACUUCCACGGAUGCCAGCGAGAAAGGUGCCGACUCAGAGUCAAACUCACCAGACCCAACGGCUGGACAGUCGGCCGGUGACACUACACCUGGUACGGGGGAGAAAGGUACUGAUAGCCAAACCGUGCAUGAUGGUCAGGUUCAUAACCUGACCACAGACUCACAAGAUAUCUUGCCGGAGAACCACCAGGGUGUCAACGGGGCGUUCACGGAACCAACUGCCGAGGACACGACAGAAGCAGAAACGAACACACAAAUGCCGAAACAUGAAAAGGACGGGGUGGUACGUCAGCGAGACCGCAUGGACGCUCAUUCAUCUGCUGAAAGUAUCUCAUCGAAAGCGCCCGCCGAUUUCUCUGACAUGAUGUUUGCGAGAUUGCGGGAGGCGUCCCGCGGCAUGGCGAGUGUCCUCCAUAUCGUCGAGCAUGGACGCUUACUGGACGACGACUCGCUCGUGACCAUUGCAUACCAUUUCCCCUUUGAAACUCGUGAGAGUCGAAGAAUCGCGUUUAUCAUAGUUGCCUUACCGCCAGGCUACACAGCACGAACGGAGGGGCCGCUGUGCGAGUCUGUUGAUCCGGACAUGCCGCCCCUCUCGUGCGAAGUGCGGCUCGCACACCUGCCGCAGAUUUCAUUGCAUGAAGCAACAGAAGAUCAGAACGUCUUCAUUCAAGUCAGCAGUGCGGACAAGAAUCGCAGCCUUCCACUCGGGAUGCAUCAUUUCGCCGUUGCUGUCCACACUCCUAGGCUUCCGAUCGCCGUUAAUACUCCCGCAAACUGGUGGUUUGUUACCUUCCGCUUCACUGGCGGUCACGCUGUCACCAAACAUUUUGAGAAUCGUGUGCUUAUAGCCCGCGAAAAGUGCGCGUGGGGCGGCUGGCGCCAGGAAACCCCAUGCAGCGCCACGUGUGGAGAGGGGGUGGAGGUCUGGAGCCGUACAUUGUUUGGGGGAGAAAGUGAGGAGGCCUGUGGUGGAGCGCUACUAAAGAAAAAGUGUUUCAGAGCGUCGUGUAGUGUCAGUUGCCAGCUGGGUCCGUGGGAGACUAUCGUUGACUGUACGAAAAGCUGCGAUGCGGACAAUCGCCGUGGCUACCAGGUGAGCAUUCGUAAGGUUCUUAUGGAUAAGGAAGGAUGGGGGGUUGAUUGUAAGCGCCUCUACCCCUGGAACCCUGAGGCCCACGAAGGAUGGUCGGAAAAGCUUGGUGCCGUUGUCCGCCUCUCCGUAUGUGAUACGAAGUUCAGGCAGGCAUGCGAACCGGAACUAGGGUGCAGGGUGGAGAAAGUCAAUACUAGAACCCUUUCUGUUUCUUAUCCGUGGGGUUCUUGCCCUUUUCCCUGCGGAGGCCUGGGGAAGAUCACAAGUAUUGUUCAAGUGGCAAACGGAAUACCCAGGUGGCUCGGCGAGAAGGACUUCCCCGAGUCUUUCCAGGUUCCCUGCAGGGCGGACAAGGAACCGCUGGUCAAGCGUGUCCCGUGCAACACGUUCGACUGUGAAGAUUGCUCGGUGUAUCUUGAACGCGUUAAAGAUACCACUGCAUUUCGAGCUUGGAUUUUCUUCCUGCCGUCUCAAGAUGCCAACACCAUCAAAAUCACUGCUCCUCGAGGCAUCAACUUCGACUUGAAAGCUUCCUCGUCUGCUGCAGAUGCCAAAAGCGGUGGAAAUCAAGCGCCUCAUUCAAGGGUAGAUGGAACAGAAACAAAGACCGAUCUUGCAGACAACCAGGGAGACGUAGCUGGGCAGAGCCUGCACUGGAAAGCGACGCAUCUUCUUCCUCAAGCCAGAAAGCCAACAGAGGAGGAGAUCCAAGCCAGUGCGACAGAGGGACAAAAAACAGAAAAGGGUCAGGUUGCUGGAAGUCAGCAGAAGUCCAUGAGCAAGAACGAUGCCGAAACACAUGGUCGAAAUCAAGAGGACAUUCGUAAGCUUUAUGAGGGAAACGCUUGCUCACGUCUUCCCACCUCUUUCGGCUACAUAUCCAGCUGUGGUGUAUCCCCCUCAACAAAGUAUGAGGGUGCUCAGGAAGCCACCAUGCAUCUGUCAGGGUUCAUCGCACCCCAGGUGGACACUGCCUUCGACCGGCAUAUAUACCCUCAUUUGCAGUCUGAGAAUGCCAAGCACCGUCUGAAGGAAGGAUCUGCGGAAGAAAAUCGCAGGCCUGAAUGGAUGGCGGUGCCCGUAACUCUUGAACAAGCGGCAGAAAUGGAAAAUCCUGGGAAUUUCUACAUGUGGCUGUCGAGUACCUCGACUCCUCGUGAUCCUGAAGUUUUCAAAUGCCACUUAAAGACUAAGCUAGCUGUCCCAGUAAAAUGUCGCUAUGACUACACGGUGGUGGAUCCUAAGGACUGCGCCGACUGCCACCUUGACAGCCCCAAGAAGAUCAUGACACUCCGGCAAUUCGUUCCGGCAAAGCAUGGAGGAAGUUGUUCGAUUCCUCUGGAGCAACGAUUCAAGAAUCCUGUUGCUGUGUACGCGAAGUGCUCAAAAGGCUGUAGCCACGUACAACACGAUGUGAAUUCGUUCCCGGGUUCUACUGAGGAGACCAGCGGAACGAAAGAGGGUACUCGGGCAACCAAAACAGAGGCAAUUCCCCUGUCAUCUCGCCUGAAAAGCGUAUCUCGGGGAAGUCUCAAGCGAAUACUUGACCGGGCGGCAAAUCGACAGCUCACUGAGGGUGGUACGCACGAUGCUACUCAUGAUCCUUCGCUAGUGCACCGCAUCGAUAUUAAUAAGAUCCCAGAUUUCGAAGACGUCAUGAAGAUGGCCGCGGCCAGAUCAGAUGAAGAGAUAGGUGAGCGUCACGUGGGUCUCGAAGCCAAAGGAGGUUCGCCAGAACAUACAGAAGAGGCAGUGGGAGGCCCCUCUGCUGCGGGAAGUCCAACAACAGCUAUCCCCGUACGGCCAGGAGAAGCAAGGUCCGGAAACUCAGAGACUGGCGAUGUUGUAAAGGAUCCAGACGGUAGCAGUAGAACCGGCAGUUCUCACGAGGCGCCAGUUGUCGAGGAAGGGACGGAAAAGGGGGAAACUAUCUCGUAG